This is a messenger RNA of Podarcis muralis (Common wall lizard), 571 nucleotides long. Its product is annotated as 16 kDa beta-galactoside-binding lectin-like. The record is from RefSeq and is a predicted model, not a curated record. NCBI's taxonomy places the organism in Eukaryota, Metazoa, Chordata, Lepidosauria, Squamata, Lacertidae. Gene Ontology annotation, molecular function: laminin binding; lactose binding.
UGUUCUGCUAAAACUGCAGAGCUGCGAUUAGGCAGAAGAAAACGUUGCUUACUUGUUGGCCGGACUCCUGCAAGAGUGUCCCAUGGAUUGUGCUUUGUGUCCUAACCUUGAUGCUUGGGAUGAGCCUUGCUCCAGCCCAAAGACCAAAUUGACUGCCACUGAAUUUGAACUUGAGCAAGGGGACACCAUUCAAGUGAAAGGGAUGAUCUUGCCAGGUGCCACAGAGUUUUCCGUCAAUCUGGGCGAAGACUGUGAAAAUCUCGUCCUUCGCUUCAACCCACGCUUUGACAACCAGAAUGACACGAGCACCAUUAUCUGCAUGUCCAAAAAACAUGGGGUGUGGGGGAAAGAAGAGAGGAUAACAGACUUCCCUUUUGAGAAAGGUGGCAAAUUUAAGCUUUCCUUCAUUCUUUACACUUAUGAGAUCAAGGUGCAGCUGGCAGACGGUCAUGACAUCUUCUUCCCUAACCGGCUGGGCCUGGAGACCAUCAAGUACGUUGCGGUGGAAGGAGACGUCAGGAUGAAAGCCCUCAGAUUUCUCAGAUUAUCCUAGUCCCAAGUCACUGUUUUG